CAAAACAGUUCAAGUCAUGCAUUUCCGAUUCACUCUGAUCUGCAUAGCAGUAGUGGUUUCCAGUAUCUCCGGAAACCCAUCCCAAGAGCCAAUGGAAUUUGAUAUCAAAAUUGGAUUGGGCAAGCGGUUGAGAUUGCACGUUGGCAACCUAGUGCAUGCGGCUUACCGGUGGCGUCGUAAUGGGGGGCCGGUUUCGGAAAAAUGUGAAAUUACGUCGGGACCGAACUCCAGCAUUCUGAUUUGUCCGGAUUUCGAUUGGUCCGACGAGGGACAGUAUGAGUAUCACGUGUUUAGCGAGGACGGACAAAGCCAAAUCCUGAUGAGGGUUAACGUGAAAGUUGUGGACUGUACGGAACCACCAGCGAAGUUGCAACAGAAGGAGGAACCUAGAGAACUGAAAACUACUGUCGAUGAAUGUUUUUGUUCCGGCAUUACCAAUCGUUGCCGAAAGGCUGAGCAUCUAUUCAGGAAGCAGAUCAUUGUUUACGUCACAGAAGCACAUAUGGUUGAUCUGACAAUAAGUAAUGGUAGAAUUCUGGAUAUAGACAACAAGGAUGUACGGGAGGCAUGGACAUAUUACGAACUUCCAGUUGAUCUUACUGGAAAUUUACUUAAAUCAUAUGGAGGGUACUUUGAAUAUCCCAAUAACGAUGACGAUGUUGAUGAGGACAGUCCAGAUGUCAUAUUGAAAGGACACAUCUACACUGUAGUUUAUCACAAUCGGCGCGAGUUGCUGAGUGAAGAAUCUGGUGUUAACAAGAUUGCAAUGAGAGAGGAAAAUUGGCGCCAUCUGAAUGGAAGUGGAAUUGUUUCAAAGCACGUUUUCAUGGCAGUUCUUUCGAAAGUGGACUCAUUUUAUCUAAAAAGCAAUCUGUAUCGACAAAUUAAUCCGCUGCGGAUCGUACUUGAUAGUGCCGAUGAGCAGGAUCACGGUCUGGGAACAGUAAAAACGGUGGAAGAGUGCCAUUGUCGGGAGGGAUACACAGGGUUGUCAUGCGAAAGUUGCGCACCGAAAUACCGUCGUCGAUCCGCAGUCGGUAUUCAAGGGAUCUGCGUUUCGAUGACAGAAAGGUUGAAAUCAUUAAAGGUCGAGCUUGGUUUGCGAUCGUGGACGGAGUUAACGAGAGGUGGAGUAUGACCAAAAAGAAUGUAUUCAGAAAUGGUAGUUGAAUAACGCAGUAGUACAGAACAAAACUUGUAUAAUUCUGGAAACAUUAAAAAAAAUAUCAUUCGACCGAUUCUUUUUUUAGUUUCUCAUGAUCGUGCGUCGUCAAGAGCGUCGAAAAUUCAACGUCCAGAUGUGAACAAGAACAAUGUAAACAAACCCACAAUGACAUUAGUUUGACUGCCGGAUUAUCGAACCGACACUAGAUACUCCGGUCGUGAAUUCGUUAGAUUAGAUUAGCGGGGUGGUACUGUAAUAUCACACGCGUACUAACUUGUAUAAUCGCUAAUUAGCAGCCAAUAAACUCGCUCAGCGUUAUCGAGCA
Sabethes cyaneus is the source of this 1490-nucleotide messenger RNA. RefSeq names its product laminin subunit alpha-2-like. Lineage: Eukaryota; Metazoa; Arthropoda; Insecta; Diptera; Culicidae. The transcript is spliced from 3 exons. The record is from RefSeq and is a predicted model, not a curated record. The coding region runs from base 17 to 1138 and encodes 373 amino acids.